ACAAUUUUGUGAAGUUACGGUUAGUUGAGUUUUGACUGCCAGUAUGAUCAGGCGAAAAUGUCGGAAGAUAAGGAACUUUAUACUUUGCCUAGCAUUUAUUUUCUGCAUUAGCUUGUUGCGAAUGAAUAACGAUAAAAAUCAAGACAGAUUUUGUCCUUCCGAUACUCUUUUUGAAACUGUGCAUAUAUUUAACUCAAUUGCUGAAGCUAAGUCAGAAUGGAAAUCGGUGGAAUAUAUUAUGAUAAAUGUUCUUGAUGGUUCUACAUUCCGAUCAAUAUUUGAAUGCUGUAUAUUUGGAGAAAACAGAUUUGGUAUACAUCGAUCAGAGGCGGUUGUCGAAGACAGUUUUAAUUACAGAUUAAUAAAGCCGGAACUAAUAGCUAAGAAAUAUAAGUGCUCAGUAAAGAACAUUAAAUUCAAGCCAGUACAUAUAGGACUGGUGGAAAAUGGAAACUCUUGUGAUCCAUGUGUUACAGUCACGUCUGUUAUUUAUCCUGUAGUCAUGGAACAUGGCGCAGGUGUAUGUGCAAAAAUUGCUUUUAAUUAUCUCAACCCGUCGUACCUGAUUGAAUGGUUUGAAUACCAGAUAAUGAUGGAAGUAGAUACAGUUGUAGUUAUGUUACAAUACAUAAAUGACGAAGCACUCGCAGUGUUUAAGUAUUACAAACAAAAAGGUUUAUUGGAAAUUUUGCCGUAUCCAAUAAAACUACCAGGAAAAACAGAUCGUGGAUUUGAAUCAACUAAUUGGCACUUUGAUCAAAGUGUUCAUGAUGAACAGGUUGCUGUUUACACAUGUCAGGCAUAUUUUCAAGGAUAUGAAUUAGUUGCAGUCAUCGAUUUUGACGAAUUCAUAGUGCAAGAUAAAUUCAUAUCAUACAAAACAAUGCUAAAGUCUGAAUUAUUGCCAUUGUAUCCGCUGGCUGCAGCAUUUACGUUCAAUGUAUCUUUUUUCAUAACGGACUGGGGAUUUUCAGGAGUAGAACCACUACUUACAAGUCAAUACAUAAAAAGAACAAGUCCUCGAUAUGAGCGGUUUAAAACUAUGUACAUCCCAAAAAGAACUCAAGAUGUGAACACACAUUAUGUCCAUCCAAAACCUGGAUACAAAAGGUAAUGUCUGAAUAGUAAUCAUUCAAUGUAAAGAAUUCUACUUAGAUCCCAUAAUGUUGUUUUACAUCAUUAUAGAAAAUGUCCACAUGAUCAGAAUUGGAAAUAUUGCAUGUAUUUAACUCCAACUAUCGAUAAGAAGAUGCUUAAAUUGAUGUCAAAGCUGCUCAUGAAUGUAAUGGCCGUAAAAAAGCUAAUUGGUAGCCUCUGAUGUUUAUUAUAAAGAAGAGCUAACGAAAUAUGCAUGUGUUAACUCUUUCAAGUAAAGAAAAUAUAUGUGAAGUGAGCUGGGAAUGCUGCAAAUUAUAAAUGAAGGUUUCGUUCUACCAUUUGUUAUAUUUAUUGAGUUUUAUUUAUUAUCUUAGAUCGGAAUUUUAAAAUGAUCAUGAGCGAAUUUUACAACAGAAAUAUUGAUUGAUUGGUACGUUUAAAUCAACGGAAAUAUCAAAACCUUCCGGAAUGAGGGAUCAUUUGAUCCUAUGUCAGUUACAGCAGGUUCUAGAUAAGGACAGCCAUACCUUUUGUAAAAGAGAAGCGAAAGAUACCAAGGAACAAUCAAACUAAUAAGUCGAAAAACGAACUGACAAUGUCAUGGCAAAACACGAAAAAAGACAAACAACAGUUUAAAAAAACACAACAUAGAAAACUAUAGAUUGAGCAACAGCAGCCCCACCAAAAGCCGGGGUGAUCUCAGGUGUUCUAGAAGGGUAAGCAGAUACUACUCCCCAUUGUUGCUCGUGUAAGUACACACCUGGUGAUAGUAUAAUUCUAAUGAUUGUAGGGAAAUCUGGAAAUCACUCACAGCAGUUCUUAAAUUCAUCACCCGAAUGUUUAGUCCAGCCAUGGUAAUGAAAUGCAAUAAUUUCACAUGCCAUAGUGAAAACUUUUGCUAGGUUAACGGAACAGCAAUGGGGACAGAGAUGCCGUUCUAUACUAAUAUCAUCAUGGACAAAUAAGAACAGUAAAUAUCAAUACAUCUCUUUAUCAACCUCUCUGUUUGUUCCUGUUCAUCGAAGAAGCUAACACAAAGUCGGAUAAAUCCGAACUAGAACUUAUUGUUUCCAUUAAACACAUUAAACGCACAUCCCUCAAUAUUAUGAGCUUAUGAAAAAUAUGUCUUUAAGAUCACAUUCUUUGACACUACCUUACGAGUGAAGUACUGACUUAUUGGAUCUCUCUCUACUUGAAGACCUCAGACAUUAGUUUUUCAUUAAAGGUGCUGGUGUAUAUACAUAUUAAUUUUUUUUGAAAUAUAACCUGUGGUAUAGUACUUUUGUGCCCUGAUCUUGUACAUAUAUUUCAUUGUUUGUAUUAUAUAUUAUUUUUCUAUUUAAUUAUACAUUUAACUCGUCAAA
Messenger RNA from Mytilus californianus (California mussel), 2462 nucleotides. RefSeq lists its product as uncharacterized. Lineage: Eukaryota; Metazoa; Mollusca; Bivalvia; Mytilida; Mytilidae. Bases 44 to 1114 code for a protein of 356 amino acids. The transcript has 6 exons. The record is from RefSeq and is a predicted model, not a curated record.